UAAUCCAUCAAACAUGCAAGAAGAAUAUCUCCCAAGAUUGCUGGUCAUGGUUCAUCAGCGCUGGUCAUGGUUCAUCAGCGCUGGUGGGCGACUGUUCAGUGAGGCAGAGGUUCGUGUCGAUGACUUCUGGGAAGUGGCCGGAGCGGACAGAGCUGACAUAGACAACGAGUUGGAUGCUCUGCAUGAAGCCUUUCCAAGUCAUGAAGUAGAAAGCUGUGCCUGGAAGAAUCAAGGCGACACAAAUUACAAUGCCCUCUUCUUUAACAGAGUGCACUUCGCUAACUGGUGCAGGUAUGGGCAGAUGAUGAGCGAGCAGGCAGACAUAGCUAAAUGUGUUCUGUUCAUACUUCAGGGUACCUUGUUCGUCUUCCGACUACAUCUGUAUCUCGACUCUACGGGGGAGGAAUGCGACAUUGAUUCAACAACGACUUUGUGA
Biomphalaria glabrata is the source of this 436-nucleotide messenger RNA. RefSeq lists its product as uncharacterized. Lineage: Eukaryota; Metazoa; Mollusca; Gastropoda; Planorbidae. The transcript is spliced from 3 exons. Gene Ontology annotation, cellular component: cytoplasm. Gene Ontology annotation, biological process: N-acylphosphatidylethanolamine metabolic process. The record is from RefSeq and is a predicted model, not a curated record. Gene Ontology annotation, molecular function: A2-type glycerophospholipase activity; glycerophospholipid phospholipase A1 activity. Bases 14 to 436 code for a protein of 140 amino acids.